This is a messenger RNA of Sesamum indicum (sesame), 831 nucleotides long. Its product is annotated as protein translation factor SUI1 homolog. Lineage: Eukaryota; Viridiplantae; Streptophyta; Magnoliopsida; Lamiales; Pedaliaceae. The record is from RefSeq and is a predicted model, not a curated record. Gene Ontology annotation, molecular function: translation initiation factor activity. Gene Ontology annotation, biological process: translational initiation.
AAUCCCAAUCCCAAUCCCAACCCCAACCCCAACCACGCUGCUUUUUAAAAGCCUCGAAGUUCCACGAGGGCCACCGUCUUUAUUCCUCCUUUUUCUCUCUGUUUUCCCCCAAUUGGAUUUGGGCUUUCCUUCUUUCAUUCUCUUCUCUCCAUCUUCAAUUCGUAUUCGGCUCAGGUGUGAGCAUUCAGAUCUAGGUUGAAAGGUUCUCUUGUUUGCGUUUCCUGCAUCAGCCAAGUUUCAUGUCUGAUCUUGAUAUCCAGGUUCCAACUGCUUUUGAUCCUUUUGCUGAUGCAAAUGCUGAGAAUUCGGGUGCUGGGGCAAAGGACUAUGUUCAUAUUCGCAUACAGCAGCGGAAUGGUCGGAAAAGCCUGACAACUGUGCAGGGAUUGAAGAAAGAGUUCAGCUAUAACAAAAUCUUGAAGGAUCUUAAGAAAGAGUUUUGCUGCAAUGGUACUGUUGUUCAGGACCCAGAACUAGGCCAGGUUAUUCAACUACAAGGUGACCAGCGGAAGAACGUUUCAACUUUUCUUGUUCAGGCUGGAAUUGUGAAAAAGGAGCAUAUCAAGAUCCAUGGUUUUUGAGCUGUAGCGUCCGCUUGUCUGCCACUCGAUGUUGCAUCAUGUGAAGUACGAUAUGUGAAGAAGUUGUUAAUCAAGUUAAUUGUAAUGCUUAUGUGGUUGUCUGAUACCCUAUGAUACUUUACUAUUUACCUCUUGGUUUAGUUGCGUGUAUCAUGUGUGAUGUUGAUUGAAGGCUUGCUAGUGUUGAUGGAUAUGAAUAAUUGUGAUGUGCUCGAUUCAAAUACUAUAAACCAACUUGUCUUCUUGUGUA